This is a messenger RNA of Lactuca sativa (garden lettuce), 477 nucleotides long. RefSeq names its product putative mitochondrial protein AtMg01250. The record is from RefSeq and is a predicted model, not a curated record. NCBI's taxonomy places the organism in Eukaryota, Viridiplantae, Streptophyta, Magnoliopsida, Asterales, Asteraceae.
AUGGGAUUUGGGUCUAAGUGGUGUCGGUGGAUUAAGGAGCUUUUGUCGACAACUAGGGCUUCUGUGUUGAUUAAUGGAUCCCCAACUGAUGAAUUUCAAAUUCACCGUGGAUUGAGACAGGGUGAUCCGCUUUCGCCUUUUCUUUUUAUUUUGGCUAUGGAGGGUCUCCAUAUUGCUUUGACGAGGGCCCGAGCUGCGAAUGCUUUCAGAGGGGUUUCUAUUUCUGGUACUGAGAUUUCUCAUCUCAUGUAUGCGGAUGAUGUGAUGCUGAUCGCUCCUUGGGAUCCUGAGAAUGCUAAUUGUCUUCUUCGUAUCCUUAGAUGUUUUUUCUUGGCUUCAAGGCUUAAAAUUAAUUUACUUAAAAGUAAAUUGAUUGGUGUGGGAAUUUCUUAUUCCCAAGUCCUUGUGGUGGCUAAUAGGAUUGGUUGUGCUGCUUCUAUGAUUCCUUUUUUUCAUCUUGGUAUCCCGGUGGGUUAG